CGCCGCAGAAAAAGCGAAACGAGCGUCGAUUAAACGCCAGCGCGGUAACGAUGCAGGCAGGCGCGUAUAGGCGUCCGUCGACUUCGCCUGUUUGAAUCUCUCCCGGCGGCCGCUGACAGCUCGAGCGCUCGCCGUCACUCAUUCAUUCCGUCUUUCGUCGGUUUCUCUGCGUCGGGGUUUACCGAAGAGGCUCCAGCAUGUUCGAGGAGGCCGGCGAGGUGUUGGAGAACAUGCUGAAGUGGUCGUUCCCGCUGAGUCUGGUGCUGUUUCUCGUGCUCGUGUGUCCGCUGCGCGCGGAAGCGGCGCACGAGUUCAGCGUCUACCGCAUGCAGCAGUACGACCUGCAGGGACAAACCUACGGUUCCCGUAAUGCCAUACUGAACACGGAGGCUCGCACGGUGGAGGCCGAGGUGCUCAGCCGCCGGUGCGUGAUGAUGCGGCUCGCCGAUUUCUCCUACGAGAAGUAUCAGAAAGCCCUGCGGCAGUCGGCGGGGGCCGUGGUCAUCAUACUGCCCCAGAACAUGUCCACUGUGCCUCAGGACAUAGUGCAGUUCAUGGAGCUGGAGCCGGAGCUUCUGGCCACCGAGACCAUCGUCCCCGUCUACUUCGCUCUGGAGGACGAGGAGCUGAUGUCCAUCUACACGCAGACGCAGAUCUCCUCUUCCUCGCAGGGCUCUUCGUCCGCUGCCGAAGUGCUGCUGCACACGGCGACAGCCAACGGUUUUCAGAUGGUGACCAGCGGAGCUCAGAGUAAAGCCGUCAGCGACUGGGCCAUAACUAGUCUAGAGGGUCGCCUCACGGGUUCGGGAGGAGAAGAUCUGCCCACUAUCGUCCUGGUGGCUCACUACGACUCCUUCGGGGUCGCUCCGUGGCUGUCGUACGGCGCAGACUCGAACGGCAGCGGUGUCGCCGUUCUCCUGGAGCUCGCCCGGCUCUUUUCCAGACUCUACUCCUACAAACGCACUCAUGCAGGAUACAACCUGCUGUUUUUCUUGUCGGGAGGCGGGAAAUUUAACUACCAAGGAACGAAACGCUGGUUGGAGGACAACCUGGACCACACUGAUUCCAGUCUCCUCCAAGACAACGUGGCGUUUGUUUUGUGUCUGGACACUCUGGGUAACAGCGACAACCUUCACCUCCACGUGUCUAAACCACCGAAAGAGGGAAGCCCUCAGCACGCCCUGCUCAAAGAGCUAGAGACCGUUGCAGCCCGUCAGCACCCGGACCUGAAGUUCUCCAUGGUCCACAAGAAGAUCAAUCUUGCCGACGACACCCUGGCCUGGGAGCACGAGCGCUUCGGGAUCCGCCGCCUGCCCGCCUUCACCCUGUCCCACCUGGAGAGCCACCGCAGCCCCGCGCGCCACUCCAUCAUGGACAUGCGGUCAGUGUCGUCCUCUCUGGAGGGGGCGGGAGAGGCCACCGCUGGGCCUCACGUGGAUCUGGCGAAGCUCGGGCGCAACACUAAAGUCAUCGCCGAAGCGCUGGCCAGAGUCAUAUAUAACCUGACGGAGAAGGGCGUCAGCGGAGACCUGGAGAUCUUCACCGAGCAGAUGCAGGUUCAGGAGGAUCAGCUGGCGUCUGUGGUGGACUGGCUGACCGCCCAGCCGAGAGCCGCCCAGCUCGUGGACAAAGACAGCAGCGUCGUCAACACGCUGGAGUAUCACCUGAGCCGCUCUCUGAAGGACGUCAAGAGACACCUGGUCAGAGCCGACAAGAGGGACCCCGAAUUUGUUUUUUACGAUCAACUCAAGCAGACCAUGAAUGCCUACAGGGUAAAACCAGCGAUCUUUGACCUGCUGCUAGCCGUCUGUAUCGCUUCUUAUCUUGGAGUGCUGUAUUUGGCUGUACAGAAUUUUGGCCUUCUGUACGGUUUCCUGCGUAAAGUCACAGCUCCUCGGCUCAAACAGCACUAAACGGCCACCUGCAAUACGAAGGACCGCCGGGGUCUCAGAUCGGAGCCAAGAGUGUGUUUGCUUUCUUUAUUUCGCUAGUUUGUUUGAUUGAUUUAGCGUUUUCCGAGAAUGAACGUUGAUUUUUCAUGCCGAGAGUUUCAUCCACUACGUCUCCGCUAGCCUUUCAAGUCUUCCUCGUCUCAGCGUUGCCUCAAGUCCUGCUUUCUUAAAAACACGAUCCGUAAUCGCUCAAACCGAGUUGGUCUCAGAUGAAUGUGUGAUGUCAUGAAAUGCGUCGGUUACGGAUUGUGCUUCUAAGCGGCGUUUCCUGAAAACCUUUCCUCGUGUGGUUAUUCUUCUCUGGCAGCUACUACGAAGUGGGCCAAAAUCGUUGCUGGUUGAGUGGAAGUCCGUCAACGCUCCUCAAUCUUGCUCACGCGAGUCUCUACUCGAACUGCUGAUUCUCUUCGGAGCGAGUAUUAUACGUAAAUAUAUAGAUUAUGUGACGUUCGGAAACCUGGCAUUUCAUGUUUUGCAGAUUCUUUAACCCUAAACUUUUUCGUCAAGACUAACAUUAAUUGUUCCGUGAUUCUUCAGACGUUUUGUAACUCCCGCUUCUUUCUUCGGUCCUAAUUCCACGUGUGGUUUUCAGCCGACGUUCACUUCUGCUUUCGCUGUUUGUUGCGAAAGCAGCGUUGGUACAAAUUUGCUGUUAUUUAUGGAAGCUGAUACGCUUCGACGUGCACUGAUUCCAUUUUCUUUUCUCCUCCAAAGUCGAUUUAACUUUGCAAAUCAGAGAUACGUGAUCCUUAAGGGCGAAGAAGAAAAAUAAAGGGUUUUUUUGUUGAAUUAAAAA
Molecule: messenger RNA, 2748 nt
Organism: Puntigrus tetrazona (Sumatra barb)
Lineage: Eukaryota; Metazoa; Chordata; Actinopteri; Cypriniformes; Cyprinidae
Gene: ncln
Product: nicalin
Exons: 15
Coding region: 198-1913 (571 amino acids)
Biological process (GO): regulation of signal transduction
Cellular component (GO): endoplasmic reticulum membrane
Source: RefSeq, a predicted model, not a curated record